Molecule: messenger RNA, 2320 nt
Organism: Stegodyphus dumicola
Lineage: Eukaryota; Metazoa; Arthropoda; Arachnida; Araneae; Eresidae
Gene: TTLL12
Product: Tubulin tyrosine ligase-like 12
Biological process (GO): protein modification process
Cellular component (GO): cytoplasm
Source: RefSeq, a predicted model, not a curated record
UGUACCUUAGAGAUUCUUGAUGUAAACUUACCGAGUUACGUUACCGGUACUGUACUUUUUGUUUUGUUCAGGAUGGAGAACGGUUCUGUUGAUACAGAAGAUAAUGAUGAAAUUCUUUAUAAAGAAUUUGUUUCUGUACAUGAAAAACAACUUUUAUCGCUGUCUAUUCCACAGAGCAAAUGGCGAAUCCUACAUUACAAACUGAGUGAAUCGAUUUUUGAUGCAGGAAAUGAUUUUGCAUAUUCUCAGGAAGUGUUUGUGGAUGAUCCAGAGGAGAAAAAGAAUAGUGAUUCUUAUCAUUGGCGUGUUUACACCAAAUGUUCUAUGGAUCCAAAUGAUGAUGAACACAUUUAUUUAAUUGACCAUGCAUGGACCUACACGUACGAAAAUGCACGGAAGUCUCUGAUGGAGAAUGAAAAACUGAUUGACAGAAUGUGUUCCAUUAUGAAUAUUUCGAACGAAAGCCGUCCAGUAAAUGAUAUAAUUGAUGAUAUUCUGAAUGAAAUGUGGAAAUACAAUAACUCAUACAGUGUGUACAGCACAAAUCGGGAACAUGAAGUAACACGAUGUUGGUUCAUCAUGGAUGAGUUUGGUUCACGUAUCAACCAUGCAGACGAACCGACAUUUGAAGUAGUGCCUUUCUUCUAUUCUGACGAGCUCUUGAUGUAUUCUUUGCUUUUUCCAAAAAUCAAUGUUGAUGUAGGAGAAGAAGUUACUUGUAGAUUUCCAAGAUUAAGAAAUACCAUGUCGGAAGAUAUGCAGAGAGCUUUAAAAUUCCCAUGGGAACCCUGUGAUUUAUCUGAUGUAACUUUUGCCCAAUCUGAACCUGAUGAAGAUUAUUUUAAAUCUGGAAGACGUUUGGAGAAUCUUCCAAAAGUCGAAGAAGUGCUUCCACCGGUGAUAGAUGAGGAAAAAAUUACCGUAUAUACCGAGUAUCCGGAAGUCGCAGAGUUCUUGACCCAUCCUCGUUUUCGAAUAGUUUCAGAAAAAAAAGAUGCCCGUGUGCUGUGGCUGUCGGAGCUCCUUUAUGACUAUAAGAAUCUUAUAGACACUUACCCACUUCGACCUUAUGUAAACCAGUUUCCAUCAGAGCAAGUUAUAAUAAACAAGGACUUGUUAGCGAUAGUCUGUCGAAGAUCUUGUGCCCCGGACGAGAUGUUUGACAUGAAUACUUUGCGGUCGAAUCCAAAGUGGCUGCCCACCACUUUCAGCUUGUUGAUAGAAUUACCCCAGUUCAUCUCGUACUUUCAAAACAGAGAAAAACGGCAUCUAGAUAAUAUUUGGAUAUGCAAACCAUUUAAUAUGGCCAGAGGCUUAGAAAUUCACAUCACCGAUAAUUUGGUUCGCAUUUUGCGACUGAGCGAAGCUAGGCCGAUGGUGGCAUGUAAGUACAUCUCUGACCCUGUUCUGUUUCCUGUAGAAGAUAUCGGUUUGGUAAAGAUGGACAUUCGGUAUAUAGUUCUGUUGAAAAGUGUUCAUCCAUUGGAACUCUAUGUUUAUGAUAGAUUCUGGCUUCGUUUUGCUAACAAGCCAUUUUCUUUGGACCACUUUGAUGAUUAUGAAAAGCAUUUUACCGUCAUGAAUUAUAGUAAUUUCCCAUUACAACAGAUGUACUGUCAUGAUUUUAUUGAAAAAUUUGAAGAUCAUUAUUCUUGUUUUAAAUGGUCUGAUAUUGAAAAAAACAUAUAUGGGAUGAUUAAAGAAAUUUUCGUUGCGGCCACGUCGAAGGAACCCCCGUCUGGAAUAGGAUCUUUUCCAUAUUCUCGAGCCAUGUACGGACUAGAUAUAAUGCUGGAAUGGGAUAGAAGCGAUGAUUUGCCGCAAAUUAAUCCCGUCAUACUCGAAGUAAAUUGGAUGCCAGACUGCAAAAGAGCAUGCCAGUACUAUUCCGAAUUCUACAAUGAUGUAUUUGGUGUCCUGUUCCUCGAGGAACCUGUCGAAGGCAAGCAUGUUGUUAAGCUGUGAUAGAUUUUCCGAAAAUUAUUCGACUUCAAAUGUUCUCUUAUGUGCUUACUUUUGUUUCAUGUUAUGAAAGCUCAUUCUUGCAACACUCCAGAAUUUUUCGUUACAUUUUUAUUGUUUUAAGUUUAAAAACAACAAAAAUGUAGUGACGAUUUAAGUUUAAGAACUUAAGAAUUAAAAGUUUAACAACUUGUACUUUCAAUAAUUAAACUUUAUGUGAAAGUUAAAAAAAAUUUUUUUUGACUACUUUAUUUUAUUAUUAUUUGAUCCAAUGUUUGUUAUUCAUGUACUUAUACAAUUGAAUAAUGUUAAUUUUUUUCUGUUUUCUAAAUGGUAAUAAACAUUAUUUUCUAUGAAA